UAGAAACUGUUUGGGCAAUUAACAUUGAAGCACGGGAUCUAAAAAUAAUGCCAGGGAGAGAUUAUUAAUUACCAACAUUUUUGGUUCGGACCAUUUGGUAUAAUACCUACCUGACUACCGGUGAUUCGGUUUUUAGUUCGUCGUACGAGCCCCAAUCGAAAUGGACGGUACAUUGUGUUUCGAAGUGCUCCUCUAUCUCAACUCAUUCUAUUUCUUAUUGUUUGUUUUCGCCGAAUUUGUUAUCGUUUUAGCUAAAUACACCAGCGAAGAGUUUUACACGCCCAACAUCGAUUUAGAUGCCGCCGUUUUGUGCAUCAUUUUACUUGCAGAAACUAUUAAGUUAAUUAUGUUUAGGAAAAUACGAGAUACUAAACCAGGUUUAUCAACAUUUUUAGCAAUAACUUUAUCAAUGAUAUCAACAGCUGGUUUAGUGUAUGUUUUAGUGAUUCAACACCCUGUAUUAAAAAUGGAAUACAUGGUGUGCGGGGUAAUGUUAGCGCUGUUAAUUGGGGUCUUAAUGUAUGGAUUUUUACAAUUUACACCUUGUUGUAAAAAGAAACAAAACGUAUGAAUUAAAUUUACAAGAAUUUUGCA
Molecule: messenger RNA, 594 nt
Organism: Onthophagus taurus
Lineage: Eukaryota; Metazoa; Arthropoda; Insecta; Coleoptera; Scarabaeidae
Source: RefSeq, a predicted model, not a curated record